Messenger RNA from Vitrella brassicaformis, 4315 nucleotides. The record is from the annotation of a GenBank genome assembly. NCBI's taxonomy places the organism in Eukaryota, Vitrellaceae.
UCACAAGUCCAUCUGCCGUGCAGUGCAGCGGAUUCUGCGCACCUGAAUUGCGCACGGUUUGUCGGCCAGGUGUUCGGCCUCCCAUAUCUCACUCAUCAGCGACGGGUGUAUCACGCCACAGCCAUCUGCAGACACACACACAGAGACGACUGCUCUCCCUCUCUCUCUGUCUGUGUGUGUGUGUGUGUGUGUUUGUGUGUGUGUCGAGAGACUGACCAGUAAACUCGUAAGUGCCUUUCUGUGGGAAAUCGGGGUCGAUCGGUCGUGUGACGUCGGCUUCAACGAGCACCUGACAGACAGACACCACAUGUGUGUGUGUAUCUGAGGGUCUGUGUGUGUCUGUGUGAGGGUGUGCUUGCCUGUUCCAUCGGGACAUGGAUGCCGCUGCGUGUCGACGAGAAGGGCAGGCCCUGCGCCUUGACGUACUUCCCUGCACAUACACACACACACCUCACACAGAUCGCACAGACACACACACACACGCACGCACCGGGCGUGUCAAUGCCGCUGAAGUCGCCCAGGAACCUCUCGACAUCUUCCAAUGACAACCGGCCUGCAUGGCAGGCAGACAGACAGACACACAGCCGCCUGUGUGUGGAGGGGUGGGUGUGAGUGGAUGUGGCUUACUGCUGCUGGCGAAGAACCAGGAGGCAUUGGUCCGCAGCUGUGAGGAGCUGCAGCCGAGGAACCUGUAAGUGUGCUGCAGGCCGGGGACGCGGAUACCUGCACAGACACACACGUUUUCUCUCUCUCCCUCUCUUUCUCUGUGCGCGUGUGUGUGUGUGUCCGUGUCUGUACCGGCCUCCAGCACGUGUCUGAGCCUCUUCUGCGCGAAGAUCAUCCACUGCGGGUCGUCGCCAUAGAUCGAGCCGAGAUCCUCAUCUGCACCAUCCACACACACACACACACACGAGCAUAUCUGUCUGCCACAUGUAGAUCUCUGUGUGUGUGUUUGUGUGCGCAGGUACCGACGAAGCUGACGCGCAUGAACUGGUCUGUGUGUGUGCAGAAGUGCCUGAGCACCCUGUUGCUCUGCUCGAUGUACUCGCCGCCCACUACCACCUUCAAUGGGGUCACCUGCGGGCAUGUGUGUGGGUGUGGUGUGUGAGGUGUGUGUGGUGUGUGCUGCACACCUGCACGUGAAUCACGCGCACGCAGUGGUCUGGGCACUUGAUGGGGGUGCUGAUCAGACCGAGACUGCAUUCCAGCCACACAAAGGCACACACAGACGGAGAAAGAAAGAUGGACACACACGGGGUUUUCCCUCUCUCUGCUACCUACUUGGACCGCGCCCAUCUGGCAGCCUUGUCGAAAUCUGUAAAUCACAUACGAAUCCACACACACACACACACACAAAGGCACAAACACACAAAGGGAUUACGAGAGAUGCAGAACCUUGCUUUGGGUCGGUAGAGGGCCGGGCUCGUCUGAACAUGCUCUGAUGGAUCGAGGUGCACAGCACAUGCUCGGUGUCCCUUGUUGCGUGUGUCAGUCACUGGCUGGCGUGAGUGCGUGUCCUCGGCUACGUACGUCAAGGGCGAAGGAGAUGAUCUGGGAGGAGGUGUCCGGCUCGAGCAGGCCCUCCCUGACAAAGGAAGGCUCCACCUGCACACAUAAAUGACAAAAACCUGUGUGUGGAUAUGCUGUCAUGAUGGUGUUGCUACCGCGUUGCUGCCUUGGAGGAUGCCUAGACACACAGACACACACACACACACAGAGGGAGAGAGAGAGAGAGAGAGGGAGAGUUGCACGGGUGUGCAAACACAGACCCACAACGACAGACCAUUCGUAAUAAGCUGGUGGUACUGCGCGAGCAGCACAAAGCCGUCCUUGCGCUUCAGAAGCGACUUGGACACCCUAACCGACUCAAAAGUGUGUGUGUGUGUGUGGGUGGGUGGGUGAGUGUACCUGUGUAUUUCCUUUGUGAUCUGCUCCACUUCCGACGCUCUGUCGACCACACGCACCACAGGCGAUGGAUCGACGGCAUACCGCAGCCGACCGUCCCGACUGCAUCAUCAACGCACACACAUGGGUGUAUGUGGUGGGGGUGUCUGUGCUUCUUGUGUGUGUGUGCGCUGUGUGUGUGCGUGUGUGUCGAGACCUGUCGUGUGUGCCUUGCAGCAGGCCUGCCUUGAGGAGGGAGGGGGCGAUGUGGCUCUCAAAGUGGGCCUGACGGACAGACAUACACACACACACACACACGCAUUGGCUGUGGAUUGUAAAAGUGUGUGGUUUGUAUGUGUGUGUAGGUGUGUACCUUCUUGCCAGGGCAGACACACACGACGCACCAGGAGACCUCCAAAGCCUACAAUCAAUCAAUGGAUGGAUGGAUGGACACGUGUCACGUGUGUGAUGUCAGCUGGCGUGGUGCACAAAUCAGCCAGCACCGACCGUCACACCAUGUCGACCAUGCCCGCCACCCUGCAACCACACACACAGAAACAAAGACAGGUCUGUCUGUGGGUUUGCGCACAGCACACGCAUCCACCGCACCGACCUGUGGCGCCUCAUCUGCUCCGCCGAUGUGCCACGGGUCCGUCACGCGCACCCACUCCACUCGCCGCCAGUCCUUCGCGUCACUCGACAAGGUCAAGUCGACGUCGCUUGGGUUUAAGUCGCGGUACACCUGCGCGGCCAUGCGAAUGACACACACACACACACACACACACAUCUGUGUUUGCGGUGAAUGAGUAGGCUCACUUUGGGCGGGCAUGUGUACACGAUGGCCAGGUGCAGAUCGUUGUCAGUUGCUGUGGUGGUGGUGGUGGUAGUGGUGGUGUUGGUGACGAAAGGCCUCAGCCGCACCUGGUGGAACUGCCACUCCAGCUUGUAGGUCCGGUGCGUGUGCCGCUCCCUGCUCAUUUACACACACAGAGGGAGGGAGGGAGAGGUGCGCACACACACACACACACAGGGUGGCCUAGUCACUUGAAAGCGAUGCGCAGAGUGCGUCUGGUGAGGCAGAAGAAGACGGCGAUCCGCCCAGAGGGGUCGGGGGCACCCACUGAGAAAUCGCGGGACUGCACGUGUGUGUCAGUCAACACAGGCAGGCACAUUGUGGGUAUGGUAUGUCUGUGGGUGCCUUCUUGUGUGCAGGGAUUGCGUGUCGUUACAUUCUCAUCCUCCGGGUGGAUUGUGUGGUAGGUUUCGAUGGUGUCGGGCUUCACCUGAACACACCCACACACACAGUCAAGGCCACACACAAGCACCUACAGCUGCCUACCAUGUUGCCAAUGAGCAGGUGGGCGCCAAACACGGCCGCUGUGCGCUGAGACCUAUAGGAGAAGGAAAGAUGAGAGCAGCAAGAUUCGUUCACACAGGCGGACACACACACACACACCUACACAACUGAGCACCUGUUUCUGUCCGGCUCUUCGUCAGCCAGCCGCACGUCGAGAGCCCCGAAGGUGCCCACACUGGCGGACCGCAGCUGAUGCACUGCAUGCUGUGCGCUGUCCUUGCUGACACACACACGGACACAAUCCCUGUGUGGUGUGUGUGUGUGUGCCUGCCUGUAGUAUCUGAUGGCGGCCGUGCGGCGGCCCGACAAGUAGAUCCUGAAGCAAAGACACACACACACACACAGCAGAGCCGCUUGAGCACACACACACGCCCUCAACAACUGUGUUUCGUGCCUGUACGUGCCGACUCACUCAUCAAUCUCGCCAAAUGACCCAAAUGCUGCAGCCAGCCUCACACAAAGACACGCCUUGUCUGCCCUUGUGUGUCUGUGUGUGGGUGUCGGUAUCUGUGUCUGUGUCUGUGUGUGUGUGUGUGGUCUGCCCACAUCGUCUGCCCUCGACGGCCGUCUCCCUCAGCUGCUGCACAAACACAUCCGACGGCAAGUCGCCCACCAGCACAGUCCCAGAACUCUGCUCAAUGCCCUGCAGUGCACAGCCCAUCACCACAUUCUCUCUCAUGACAUUCAUCACGACCAUUGUCCUCCCUGUUGUCUGUCACCUCAUAGGCGAGUUCAGAUCUCUCCGUCACGCCGUGCUGCCCAUCCUCCUUGACGAGCCCGCUGAUAUCGGCAUACUCGCGCCCCCGGGACACGCGCUGCUGUCUGCGCGCGGCCAUCGCCGCCAACGCCCGGGGCCGCCUGGCCUGAGCGAAUGCAGAGAUCUGAUCAGUGCAGGAAGGGCCGGGACCUCACUCUCUGCCUGGGCGGCUGAAACGGCCAGCAGCAUCCAGCACCCUGUUGCAGGAGCUGCAGACGCGCCACAGCUCAGGGUGCCGUCGAGAUCAGGACAUUCUGAUUUUUGCUGUUAUUUCGCCUCUGACUGCUUGGAAAUCACUGUGUGGUGACGGAAAAGAG